Effrenium voratum is the source of this 1782-nucleotide messenger RNA. Lineage: Eukaryota; Dinophyceae; Suessiales; Symbiodiniaceae. The record is from the annotation of a GenBank genome assembly.
AUGGUACGCAAGGGCGACAAGGUCGUCAUUGCAGGCGACGGACAGGUAUCCCUCGGCCAGACCGUGAUCAAGCAUUCCGCCCGAAAGGUGAGACCCCUGGCCAAGGGUGAAGUGAUCGCCGGGUUCGCCGGUGCGACCGCAGACGCUUUCACCUUGUUCGAACGCCUGGAAGCGAAACUUGAACAAUAUCCCGGACAACUGAUGCGCGCCUGUGUCGAACUCGCCAAGGACUGGCGGACAGACCGGUACUUGCGACGCCUUGAAGCGAUGAUGCUGGUGGCCGACAAGAACGUGUCACUGGUUCUUACCGGGACAGGUGAUGUACUCGAGCCAGAAGGAGGCAUAAUGGGUAUCGGAUCCGGUGGUAACUAUGCACUGGCCGCGGGCAGGGCACUCGCCGAUACCGAUUUCGACGCGGAAACCAUUGCCCGCAAGGCGAUGGCUGUUGCCGCCGAGAUCUGCGUUUACACCAACUCAAGCGUAACCCUGGAAAUGCUUGAAAUCGUUUCCGAACUCGAUCGCUACAUUGUUGGCCAGAAGGAUGCCAAGCGGGCGGUGGCGAUUGCCCUGCGCAACCGUUGGCGCCGCCAACAGUUGCAGGGCCAGAUGCGGGAAGAGGUUCUGCCGAAGAAUAUUCUCAUGAUCGGACCGACCGGCGUCGGCAAGACAGAGAUUUCGCGUCGUCUCGCCAAGCUUGCGAACGCGCCUUUUUCCAAGGUGGAAGCGACGAAAUUCACCGAGGUCGGCUAUGGUGGCCGUGAUGUGGAACAGAUUGUUCGUGAUCUUGUUGAAGCGGGCAUUACCCUCAUCCGGGACAAAAAGCGCGACGAAGUGAAGGCCAAGGCCCAUGUCCUCGCCGAAGAGCGGGUCCUGGAUGCGCUGGUUGGAUCGAAUGCGAGCCCGGCUACCCGAGAUAGUUUCCGAACGAAACUGCGCGACGGCGAAAUGGACGACAAGGAAAUCGAAGUCGAGGUCCGCGCCCAGGCUCAGAUGCCGAGUUUCGAAUUGCCCGGGAUGCCCGGCGCAAGCGUCGGCGUCAUGAACAUGUCGGAUAUUCUCGGCAAGGCGUUUGGUGGCCAGACCAAGACCAAGCGGACGACCGUUCGCGAAAGUUAUGAACUUCUGAUCAAUGAGGAAUCCGACAAGCUGCUUGACGAAGACAAGGUCGUUGAAGAAGCAAUUGCGCUUGUCGAAAAUUCAGGCAUCGUUUUCCUGGACGAGAUCGACAAGAUAUGUGCGCGCGAAGGCCGAGCUGGUGCGGAUGUGUCGCGCGAAGGUGUUCAGCGGGAUCUUCUGCCCCUGAUCGAGGGAACGGUCGUUUCCACGAAACACGGCCCGGUGAAGACCGACCAUAUCCUGUUCAUUGCGUCCGGUGCCUUCCAUGUCGCCAAGCCGUCCGACCUGUUGCCGGAAUUGCAGGGGCGUCUGCCGAUCCGGGUUGAAUUGCGUGCGCUUGACAAGGACGACUUCCGCGCAAUCCUGACGGAGCCCGAGGCCAGCCUGAUCAAGCAGUAUGUUGCCUUGAUGGAGACGGAAGAAGUCACGCUCGCUUUCACCGAAGAGGCGAUUGAGGAAAUUGCAUCCGUCGCGGUUGAUCUCAAUGCAUCUGUUGAAAACAUCGGCGCGCGUCGUCUCCAGACCGUCAUGGAGCGGAUACUUGACGAAAUUUCCUUUACGGCCCCCGACAGAUCGGGAGAAGCUAUUGAGAUAACGGCGGAAUUCGUGAAGGAAAACAUCGGCGACCUGGCAAAGAACGUCGAUCUGUCGAAGUUUAUUCUGUAA